AUGGAAGGGAUAAAGUUCCCAAAGAUUUCCCGAAGUUCCCGGAGUUCCCGGAGCCUCCGGAGCUUCCCGGACUUUGUCUCCGGGCCCGGGCUUUGGAUCGAGCCCAGCGCGGCCCCGAAUUCCUGGGAGAAUUCCAGGAGCGGCCGGAAGGAGGGAAGAGGGAAGGAAGGAAGGGAAAGCCUUCUUCCCAACGCCAUCCCGGAAUGUCACCCCACCAUUUCCCCCUGGCUCUACCACACCAUUAUGGCUCCUGUUUCCCUGGCCGUGAUCCUGGCCUUGUCCUUCCCGGCCAAGCGCCGCCGUCUCCACCAGAGCUGCUGGAGCGGUGUCCCGGGAUUGCUCAGAGCUGACAAGUUCUGGAAGCUGCUGGCCCUGCUCUAUUACCCGGCUCUCUACUGGCCGCUGCUGGCCUGCGCUGCCGCCCGGCGCCGCCGGGGCUACGCGGCCGGAGCUCUGCUGGCCUGGGGCCACUGCGGGGCCCAGCUGGGCCAGCGGCUGCAGUGUCCCCUGCGGCCACAGGUGCAUGGGCUGUACUCGGCGCUGUCCCACGUCCCCGCGCUGCUGGCGCUGGCCCUGCUCAGCCUCUGGUACCCGGCACUGCUGAUCCGCAGCCUCCGGCAGCGCCCGGAGCCACAGAUUCCUGGGAAAGGUUAUUAUGGGAAGUACCUCAAGGCCGUGCUGUCCAAGAGGGGCCGGAAGGGGAGCUCCGUCGGGAUUGAGGAGAGCCGCUGGUCCCGGAUCCGCUCCUACCUGCGCUCCUACUUCUACAUUCCCGAGGAAGGAUUCCGGAUCCCGCUGAAGCUGCUGGUGUCGGUCACCACGGCUGUCAUCGCCGUCUACCAGGUGGCCCUGCUGCUGCUGCUGGCCGUGGUGCCCACCAUCCGGAUUGUCCGGGCGGGAAUGACCAAGGACGUGGUGGUGCUGCUGGUCCAGCUGGGAUUGGUGCCCUCGGAAAAUCCGGCCGUGCCGGGGGACAUGGAAAAGGAGCUGGGAACCGUCCGUCACUACCUGUGGGCGCUGGAAGUUUGCUACAUCAGCUCCCUGGUGUUCUGCUGCCUGCUGACCUGUGCCAUGCUCCUCAGGACACUGGCCAUGCACAGGUCCAACCUGCGGGCUCUGUACCAGGGUGCGGUGCUGGACGUGUUCUCCAAGGCCCAGAUCCUGCGCCCUUCCCGGGAAUCCGUCGUCUCCUGGAUCGGCUUCUCCGCAUUCCAGGCCGCCUUCGCCUGCCUGGGGCUCCUGAUCCAGCAGGUGAUUUUCUUCCUGUGCUCCGUGGCCUUCGCGUUCCUGGUGGUGAUCCCGCUGCAGGCCGGCCGCGGCUCCCCACUCCUUGGGAUCAUCCGGAACGUCUGGCCCCUCUGGCUGUUCCUGUUCCUGGCCGUGCUCCUGCAGCACCUCCUGGCCCAUUUCCACUUCCUGCAGCGCAACUCCCUGAGCGCCGAGCUGGCCCACAGGUGUGCCCUGAGUGUCACCUCCUUCCUGCUCUUCCCCACCAAUGUCCUGGUGGGCCUGGUGGCCGGAGUGUGGCGCGUGGUCAUCUCCGGCCUCUACAACUCUGUCCACUUCUGCCGGCUGGACAUCAGCCUGCUGCACCGCCGCGCCGACACCUUCGACCCAGGUGGGAGCGCGCCGGGGGCUGGGAUGGGGGCAGCCUCAGAUCCUUGGGAAUGGGACACCUGGAGCUUCUCCUGUUCCUGGGGUGUGGUGGGAUCUUGGUGGCUCCAGGGAAAUGGGGCCGGAAUCUGGGAAUCCUGGAAUGCUUUGGCUUGGAUGGGACCUUGGCACCCAUCCAGGGACCCCUCCCACUAUCCCAGGCUGCUCCAAUCCCUCUACAACCUUUCCUUGGGCACUUCCAGGCAUCCAGAGGCAGCCAUAGCGUCUCUGGGAAUUCCAUCCCAGCCAGGAAUUCCUUCCCGAUAUCCCCCCAGUCUCCUCAUUCCCAACAGGAAUCCAUCCCCCUGCGCCUCAUCCCAAUCCCUCUCCCUCUCUCCUGGUGCUUUUCCAGGCCCUGAAUGCUUUUCCUGCUGCUCCCGUCUCCUUCCAGGCCUCCAGCUGAUGCAUCCCAAGCAUCCGGCUCCGGGAAAAGCUCGGAUCCGGCAGAUCCGGGCACGCUGGUGCCUGGCCUACACGCUCCUGCACAAUCCCUCGCUGAGCGCUUCCCGGAAAACCGCGCUGGCCAAUCCCGCUGCCAACGGCGCCCAGCUGGGCAUUCCCAGGACCUGAAUUCCCGGGAAUCCUGUCCCGUCUCCCAUCCCAUCCCCGGUGGGAAUUUCAGGCUCUUCCCACCUCCCCCUUUCCCUUUUCCUCCGGACUCUCUCCAAGGGUUUAUCCCUAAAUCCCCUCCUGAGCUCCGGAGGUGAUGACUCCAAGCCCAGCCUGGAUCCAAGCCAAGAAAAACACUCCCAGCAUCCCAAAAAUAUUUUGGGAUUCCCUCCCACCGCCAGCCCCUUUCUCAGCAGCUUUUCCACCACGGGACAAUUCCCAGGGAACCGGGAGAGGAGCGCGGAGGGAUCUUCUCCAUCCCAAGGAAUUCCCAGCUGCCUGGAAUUACCCCUGGAGAUCCACGUGGGAGAAAAUUCCCAUUCCCAGCUUCUCCCUCCCCGAUCCCGGCUCCGUUUGGGCUCAGCAUCCACUCCCGGGACUUUUUUAUCUCACCAAGUUUUGUAGGAUCAAAUCCCUCCCUGCUCCCCGUCCUCUACCAUUCCUGCUGGGUUUUCCAGGGCUGGGAUCCAUGGAAAACCUCGCUGGGAAGUGCAGGGGGAGGGGAAUAAACAGAUACCUCAUUCCCGCUCCCGA
This is a messenger RNA of Parus major (Great Tit), 2796 nucleotides long. RefSeq names its product signaling receptor and transporter of retinol STRA6 (gene STRA6). Gene Ontology annotation, biological process: vitamin A import into cell. Gene Ontology annotation, cellular component: plasma membrane. The coding region runs from base 1 to 2223 and encodes 740 amino acids. Lineage: Eukaryota; Metazoa; Chordata; Aves; Passeriformes; Paridae. The record is from RefSeq and is a predicted model, not a curated record. The transcript has 16 exons. Gene Ontology annotation, molecular function: retinol transmembrane transporter activity; signaling receptor activity.